AUGUCUACUUAUACGACAUCAGUUGAUACGCAAGAUCGGCUACUCGAGCGUCCGACGCAUGAAACUUCAAUCACUGCUGUGAAAUCGAUUCCGAUUUCUACACGCUAUGGUUAUGUUUUGGUAACACAACAAGGUACAAGUGGUCGUCCAGUAAUGGUCACUUAUCAUGAUGUUGGAUAUAAUUCUGCAACACAGUUUCAUCAUUUUUUUUCUUUUUCUGAAAUGAUCCCAAUAACAGAACAUUUUACAGUAUAUCAUAUUAAUGCACCAGGGCAAGAAGAUCGUGCUACUCCAUUGCCAUCUACAUCUGUUUAUCCUACAAUGGAAGAAUUAGCUGAAACUGUCAAUGAUGUAUUCAAUCAUCUAGAUAUUAAAUCUGCAAUUGCCUUUGGUGUUGGCGUUGGUGCGAAUAUUUUAACACGUUUUGCUCUGAAAUAUUCAUCGAAGGUCUAUGGUCUUAUUUUGAUUAAUUGUAUUUCACGUGGACUCAGUUGGUUUGAAGGUUUUAGUCUUAAAUGGCCAACACAGGAUAUGCCUCAACAAACAUGGACUGAUCCACUUUUGACCUAUCUUACUUGGCAUCAUUUAGGUUAUGAAACUCAAAUAACUCAUCCAGAUCUAGUCCAAGCACUUCGACGUCAUCUGGAAGAAAAUGUUAAUGCUAAAAAUGUUAUUAAACUUCUUAAUUCAUUUUUAAAACGCACACCCAUUCUGAUGGAACGACCGAAUGAAUCGAAUAAAAAUUCUAAUCCACCGAAAAGUUUGAAAUGCACAGUUGUUAAUAUAACGGGAUUUUCAGCACCGCAUAAAGAUGAUGUUAUUGAUACGAAUGAUAAAUGUGAUCCAGCUAUGUCUUCCUAUGUUGAAUUUGCUGAUUGCGGUGGUGCAAUACUUGAAGAGCAACCAGCUAAAACAGCUGAAGCUAUUCGACUUUUUCUUCAAGGUCUUGGCUAUAUAUCGCAUUUGAGCAUUCCGAAAUAUUCAAUUGCAAAUCGUUUAACAGAACAAGCUGCAGAAUAUAAACGUCGUAAUGGGCCUGCGUCGCGAGCACCACGCCGUACUAGUGCGCCAUUUGAUGCAGCUGAUUCAGGCCUCUAUGGUAAUGAUUCACAUGGGGAAGAUACAGAUGAUGAUCAAAAUGAUUAUGGUAAUGAACUUCAACUGCGUGUUGAUUCAUUCGAAGAUCGUAAUGUUAAAAUAUAA
Messenger RNA from Rotaria socialis, 1203 nucleotides. NCBI's taxonomy places the organism in Eukaryota, Metazoa, Rotifera, Eurotatoria, Philodinida, Philodinidae. The record is from the annotation of a GenBank genome assembly.